Drosophila subpulchrella is the source of this 556-nucleotide messenger RNA. RefSeq lists its product as uncharacterized. The record is from RefSeq and is a predicted model, not a curated record. NCBI's taxonomy places the organism in Eukaryota, Metazoa, Arthropoda, Insecta, Diptera, Drosophilidae. The transcript has 2 exons. The coding region runs from base 39 to 542 and encodes 167 amino acids.
GUUUGUUGGGAUUGGAAGUCGAUAGUAGUCGUUUAACAAUGGCAGGGAAUAGGCCCAACUUGGAAGAUAAAUUGGAGAAGUAUUGGAGGCGUCUCUUUUAUUUGCAGCCAAAUGCUGAACCCACUCCCUUGGAUCCGUGUACAGUGGAAUACUUUGGAGUUUUCAGUAUUAGCGAUCCCCAGGCCGCAGACCGAAAACUUUGGUGCAUUUAUUGCUGUCGGAAGCCGGAAAUUCCCCACGUUGUGGAGAGUCUACGCCAGAAAUAUGGCAAGAAGAACAUGUACGAAAUAUAUCAGAAGCCUACAUUUAGUGGAGAGGAUUUUCGUAAGAUCGUGAAAGAUUAUUUCUCUGACCUAAAGUGGUUUGCCAGUGGAAAUCUCUUGGAAGCGCCUCCAAAUAGUUACUAUAAUGAUGAGAGGUUCGUCAAAACUAUUUCAGAUCUUCACGACAAAGAGCAAAGAAGACUCUUUGACUACAUAAUGGUACAGCACGAUUGGUUUAAGCGGUACAAUGAUCAAAAACCACCCCCAAGCCGGCAUUAAAAAUGUAAAUAAUA